UUGACGUACGGCAUGUCAUAAAGUUAGUCAAAUUUUAAAUGAUUUUAUAUUAUUAUAUUUUUUUUUCUUUUUGACAGUUGUUGACAAUAUUAUAUUGAAUUUUUUAAAAAGUUUAUAUGAUCAUUUUUCUACGAAUUUUGUACGAUACCAUUAUAUCAUUCUUAAUUACAGUUUAACAUUUACGCAAAAUGAUGAUGCUGUUGUAAUGUAUAAUUAUAUUAAAUUGAUUCUAAAUUUAUAAUCAUUCAAGAAAUUUGAAUAGCAUGGCGCAAAUCUGUCGUGUCAAUAAAUCUGAAGUACCUGUUUUAAUUCGUGUUCUUCAUCGAAUGUUUCCCUGCUCCAAAAGAUGCCAAAGCAACUAUUAUGAGAUAUUGCGCAUUCCUCAGGAUGCAACGCAAAAAGAAAUUAAAGAAGCUUUUAUUAAGCUGUCAAAAGAAAUGCAUCCUGACACUGGAAGCAAAGGAAAUCAUAGUGACUUUGUAAAGAUUAACGAAGCUUAUUCUGUUUUAUGUAAGAAAGACUCUCGAUGUAAUUAUGAUAUGGAUUUGAAACAUAACUUUACAUCACAAUAUAACACUGGUUACCAAUACAAUGGAGCUAAUAACUUUUAUAAUGUAAAUAAAUGUGAUAGUAGAAGACCUGGUACGAAGGAAUUAAUAAAAGCAAUUGGAUUUUGCAUAUUACUUAUGAUUGUUGGAGGUAUAAUUCAAAUAACAUGUAUUACAGCAGCAUCAAAUUAUAAGAGGCAUGUGCAAGCAAAAAAAACUGCAGAGUAUGAAAUGCAAUAUCAGAGUGGUAUGGAGCAGAGAAAACAGUUUCUGAUGGAUCAGUACAAAUUGAACUUCCCUGAUAAAUAAAAUUGUUAAAUUUA
Messenger RNA from Megachile rotundata (alfalfa leafcutting bee), 871 nucleotides. Its product is annotated as dnaJ homolog subfamily C member 4. The record is from RefSeq and is a predicted model, not a curated record. NCBI's taxonomy places the organism in Eukaryota, Metazoa, Arthropoda, Insecta, Hymenoptera, Megachilidae.